AUGACAGAAAAGUUAAUGAAGGAUAAAAAUGAUGAACUGCAUUUACAAAAGAUCAGAGAGAAAGACAUAAAAAAAUUGGAGGAAAAAUCAAUAGAGGAAAAAGGAGAGGCAAUCAAGGCUUAUCAACCACCAGUUCCAUAUCCGAGCCGUCUCAGAACAACACAAGAGGAUAAGAAUUUCUCUAAAUUUCUUGCAAUGCCUGUAUAUGCCAAAGUUUUGAAGGAAGUUUUGUCAAAGAAGAGGUCGAUCGAUGAUGAUGAACAAGUGGCACUAACAGGGGAGUGCAGCGCUGUUUUACAAAGAAAAUUACCCAUCAAGCAAAAAGAUCCAGGGAGCUACACAAUUCCUUGUGUUAUUGGCACUCGUGAAUUUAGUCAUGCUUUAUGUGACUUAGGUUCGAGUAUAAACUUAAUGUCGUAUUCAAUUUUAUGGGAACUGGGAGUUGGAGUGGUGAAGCCAACAUGA
Molecule: messenger RNA, 465 nt
Organism: Andrographis paniculata
Lineage: Eukaryota; Viridiplantae; Streptophyta; Magnoliopsida; Lamiales; Acanthaceae
Exons: 2
Coding region: 1-465 (154 amino acids)
Source: RefSeq, a predicted model, not a curated record